GAGUCCACUCACGAAGAAGCAGUCGGAGGCUGCGGUCGUGUCGGUUUAGUGUCUGUUGAAGUUGAUAUUUAUUAUCUAUUUGUUUUCUUUCUAGAACGUCGCUAAGGUUGCGUUAAAGAGCAGUAGCCGCCCCGACGAUGCCGUCUCAUCCGCUGCGAGUGGCGGUGGUGUGCUCGAGCAAUCAGAACCGGAGCAUGGAAGCGCACGGCAUCCUCAGUAAGCGAGGAUUCAGCGUGCGUUCGUUUGGAACUGGCUCCCAUGUGAAGCUGCCCGGACCGGCCCCAGACAAGCCCAACGUCUACGACUUCAAAACCACAUACGAGCAGAUGUACAACGACCUCGUUAAGAAAGACAAGGAACUAUACACCCAGAACGGGAUCCUUCACAUGCUGGACCGGAACAAGCGCAUCAAGCCCCGGCCCGAGCGCUUCCAGAACUGCAAGGACCAGUUCGACCUGGUGGUGACCUGCGAGGAGAGGGUGUACGACCAGGUGCUGGAGGACCUGAACUCGAGGGAGCAGGAGAGCUUCCAGCCGGUGCACGUGAUAAACGUGGACAUCCAGGACAACCACGAGGAGGCCACGCUGGGAGCCUUCCUCAUCUGUGAAAUGUGCCAGUGUAUCCAGCACACGGAGGACAUGGAGAAUGAGAUGGACGAGCUUCUGCAGGAGUUUGAGGAGAAGAGCAGCCGCCCCUUCCUGCACACUGUCUGCUUCUACUGACCCCUCCCCCCCCCAAAACCAGCCUUAACCCCCUCGCCCGCCCCCUGCUACCAUCACUCCUGAUUGCAGAUCAGUGAGAGCCAUUACAGGUUUUACACCAGACCUGCUACUAGAGCCUGUUUAACCCAGGGCUGGGCAGCUCCAGCCGCUCUCGUCAGAAUCCAUUCCGAGCUCCAGUCCAGGCCAUUGUUCUAGCCAUGACGUUUUUAAUUGAGUCUCCUCCUGUGUCCUCUGGAAGCCCGUCUGUCUGUGUCAGGAAAACCAGGAACAGAGUCCAGGCUGGGGACUGGAGUUGCCUUGCUCUUUGCUGUAGAAGUAGAUUAUUAUUAUUAUUAUUAUUAUUAUUAUUAUUAUUAUUAUGGUGAAUUGGAUAGAAACGUCUGCUAGAUGACUGACACAGCUUGGAGACUCGGGUGAGCUGUGCAUCACAUCUGCUGCUGCAGAGUCGCUUCCAAUCGGACCUCGUUUGUUUUACGUCUCAUCCGAAGGACGGAGCGCAAGGAGGUGAAGUGACUGUCUCAGGGUCACACACGCACAGUGAGUCAGUGGCUGAGCGAGGAUUGGAACUGGUAACCUGGUAUCCAGCCCCUUUCUUUAACCACUGAGCCACCAAGCCUUUUUAGAGUUGAAGGUGAAGCGAGGACUGGCUUGAACUGCAAUGGGAGUCUCUGGGCAUCCCUGGUGAAGCAUGUCUGUGGGGCAGAAUAAACUUCCUCCCAGAUAAGUGUGGAGACGUGGACCCAGCCUGCAGCAUCGUGAAGCCUUGUAGCCACGUUGGGUGGCAGGAAGGUGCAGCUGUGUCUCGACUCGUUGGAAACCCUGCAGCCAACUGCUAUGCAACCGGGGGGCUUGUAAUAAUCCCCACGUCUGAUUUUGUCAUUUUAUUGUUAUUUGUCUGAUUUAAGCAGGAGAGAGCCCCGUGUUUAAAAUGUCUUGCAGUGGAGAGACUUAGACUCGCACACACACACAGUUAAAUACAGCAGAAGAGCCCCACAGCCGUUUAUAAAACAGUGCCAGUCUCGAGAGAGCUUUCUGUGCCCACGCUGUGGAAACUGGAAGAUGAUGCGUCUGUAGAGAGAUUUCUAGCGGUUAAUCAGUGAAAUAUUCAGCACAGGAAACCACAGAAUGACGUGUGCGUGCGUGCGUGCGCUCUGUCCAUCCUUCAGUUACGUAAUGAACGCCACCUUGAGGCAGAGAUGAUCCCCGGUGCAGCGAGGCAGGAGACCGUGUUGCUUUCGUUAGUUUUGUUUUCCCCCCUAUAGAUAGAUAGAUAGAUAGAUUGGUUUCAGAUAUUCCUCUUGUUAAUCGUUGAUGCUUUAGUUUCAGUUGUUUUUUUAAAGAGAGGAGGGGCGGGCCAGUUGAACGCUUCUUUAAUGAGGACGCGCUUUGAAAUGUCCUUUAUGAAUCAAACCAGGAGCUGUCCAUCAGCGUCGUUGUUUUAACAAUGCGAUUUCAAAGAGACAGUUCAAAUGUAACCUAAUCUUUGAAAGGGUGUGUAAUAAUAAUAAUGUCGAGAACGGCAAGUGAUGUAUCAUUUAUUUUGUUCCCAUCUUUAUUGUUCAAACGCCUGGCUGCAAAUGACUCUCUCCUGAGUUUAUUUUUCAAAGAAAGCUAAAUAUGGAGUGCUUUCCCGUUUCUAACAAGAAUACCAACGAUUCCGUGAGGAUGUGCGAGUGCGUGUGUGUAUAUAUAUAUAAAUAUAAAUAAUAUCUAAGAUGAGAGAUUUUGUUCUUGUGUUUGUAACCUGCGCGGACACAGCAUGUCCUUGGCAGGAGGUUACAGCAUGACGUCAGAGGGCGUCGCUGUGGAUUAUAACGUCAGGAAUAAUGAACUGUAACUCUGGGAAUGAUCCAAAAAUCAAUAAAGCUUGACAAAAACACAAAA
Acipenser ruthenus (sterlet) is the source of this 2606-nucleotide messenger RNA. Its product is annotated as RNA polymerase II subunit A C-terminal domain phosphatase SSU72. Gene Ontology annotation, molecular function: RNA polymerase II CTD heptapeptide repeat phosphatase activity. The coding region runs from base 138 to 722 and encodes 194 amino acids. NCBI's taxonomy places the organism in Eukaryota, Metazoa, Chordata, Actinopteri, Acipenseriformes, Acipenseridae. The transcript has 5 exons. The record is from RefSeq and is a predicted model, not a curated record. Gene Ontology annotation, biological process: termination of RNA polymerase II transcription. Gene Ontology annotation, cellular component: nucleus; mRNA cleavage and polyadenylation specificity factor complex.